UACGCUCUCCCUUUCGCUGAAAGUUAAACACUCUCCUGCUCCUGUGCGGAACAGUGUAACAUAAUGACCUUUGGUCUGAAGUCCAAAGUUCAGUGUUUCUUUUUUCAGAGAGAAUAUGGGAGACAAAAAGAUACUCAGCAUUGGGUUGGUGUGUCUGGAUAUCAUAAAUGUUGUGGAUAAAUACCCGCAAGAAGAUACGGACACAAGGUGUUUGUCUCAGAGAUGGCAGAGGGGAGGAAAUGCAUCAAACACGUGCACAGUUUUGUCUAUUCUUGGGGCUCCGUGUGCAUUUAUGGGCUCUUUGGCUCCUGGACCAGUAGCUGACUUCCUCUUGAAUGACUUUCAAAUGUACAAGAUUGACAUCUCUGUUCUUCUGGAGCAUGCUGAAUGCUCCUUUCCAGCUUCUGUAGUAAUCAGCAGUGUGACGACAGGAAGCCGUACAAUUCUGCAUAUGAACAGAAACUUGCCAGAUGUUUCUGUAGAAGAUUUUUCAAAGGUGGACCUGAGCCAUUACAAGUGGAUCCACUGGGAGGGCCGUAAUGCUGAUGAACAAGUGAAGAUGAUUGAAAGGGUGAGAGAGCAUAACAGCAAACAGCAAGAGAAGAACAGAAUCACCAUCUCUGUGGAAAUCGAGAAAACCAGGGAACCCCUCUACCAGCUUUUCCCUCAUGGUGAUUUGGUCUUUGUUAGUAAGGAUGUGGCCCAGCAAUUUGGGUUUACUUCAUCAGCUGCUGCAUUGAAGGGGUUUUGUGGUCGCCUUAGAAAAGGAGCUACCCUUAUUUGUGCCUGGGCAGAAAAGGGAGCGGAUGCCAUGGGUCCCGAUGGUGUAAUCAUCCAUUCAGAUGCAUUCCCGCCUGAGAAGCUUUUAGACACACUUGGAGCAGGAGAUACGUUCAUUGCUUCUGUGAUCUAUUCCCUUUCAAAUGGGGGGAGCCUACAGGAUGCUCUCACAUUUGGCUGCCAGAUUGCAGGCAAAAAAUGCGGUGUCCAUGGAUAUGAUGGAAUUUUACUCUGAACUUGGCGGAAAGGUGCACAGCAGGAAUGUAGUACAGACAUGAAGCAUGCUGAUAAACUUAACUAGUACUGUAAGCAACACUGUCAAUGCAUGAUGAGGUGCUGAAUAAUGUUUCUUCGCAUAGAAAAAACUAAUGCACAUGCAAAGGCCUAAUAAUUCAAAAUAAUGAUGGUAUAUUCUGCUGGUGUUCUUCUGUAUUAGAAUGAAUAAAUAAUUGAAGAAAACUUGUUUUACAACUU
Carassius carassius (crucian carp) is the source of this 1254-nucleotide messenger RNA. Its product is annotated as ketohexokinase-like. Gene Ontology annotation, molecular function: ketohexokinase activity. The record is from RefSeq and is a predicted model, not a curated record. NCBI's taxonomy places the organism in Eukaryota, Metazoa, Chordata, Actinopteri, Cypriniformes, Cyprinidae. Gene Ontology annotation, biological process: fructose metabolic process. The transcript has 8 exons. Bases 116 to 1015 code for a protein of 299 amino acids.